AUGAACGAUAAUGAGGUUUUCGCGAUGCCGCGAGACAGCAGCGAUGAAGAGAAUCACAUUAAUGCCUCGAAGAACGCCAAGGCUGCUCCCGAGCCAGCCACAGUCUCAUCGAAGCCGCCCAGACGCAAGAAGGAGCCCCCAAAGCCCACUCGUACAUCCAAAAGACCCAAGUUGCAGGACCAGCCAGAUCUACUACACACGAAGCCUGAGGAGGAGAAGAGUGCAAGCAACGAGGCUGGGUUGACUUCACAGUCACUUGAGUGGGACUUGUUCGGCUCACAAGGUGCGUCACAGAAGCGGUCACAGAACAAGUUUAAGAGAAAGUAUGAGAGGCCGCCGCCUGCUGGCUUCACAAGCGAGCUCGGUGGGUUUAGAGCACCACAUGUGAUGCCCGAGAAGACGACCGGUCUUGAGAAACCGGAUGCGCCCAAGAAGUCUAUACCAGAACUACCCACCGAGCAGACGGUGAACAGUCGCCGCACAUUCAAGAUAUUUGAGAUGCCCAGUGUGGUACCGGUCUCUAGCGGAGUCAGUCAGGACACAUCGCCGCCCGACGAUGCGGGUCUUUCCAGCCCUUCACAACGACCUCCUCGGUCUGACUCUUCUCCGCCCUCAACACCGGUCUCAACGAUGAGAGAUCGAGGGGCUUCGGACUGCGAAGACGGUUCACCGCAGAAGUCCAAUAUUUGCCCUGUAUGUCAGAAGGAAGUGGUGCGUUCACGCCUGGUGAAUCCCGGCAUGGACAUUCGGGAAGUGCAUACCUUCCCGUUCCGAAAGCAGCGAGCGUUCUGUCUUGAACAUAGUCGCGCAGACGCUGAGGUAUUUUCCACAGAAAAUGGUUACCCAGAGAUCGAUUGGAAGCUUUUGAGGACCCAACGCAUCCCCGCGCUCAAGGACUUCUUGAAGGAGAUCAUCACUCGAAGACGGAAGAGUCACUACUUUGAAGAGCUGGACGCUCAGAUUGCCGACAAACGUAAUCGAAAGCAGAUUCGCGAGUACCUUGCCAAGCAAAGGAAUAGCACUGAGCUGGUUCCGACUGGUUACUAUGGCGCCAAAGGUGCCCAAAUCAUCGCCGAGGUCAUUACACGAGAACUGUCCAGGUAUAUCAGUAGCAGAGCUACUAAUGAGGCGAUUAUGGCUGUUGGCGUAGGACCAUUCGUCUCCACUGUGCUGGUCCCGGAGCUCACUACCAAGUUGAUUAUGGAGGACAUGAAUGUACAUGACGAGGCGAAGGCACGGGCUAUCAUGCAAGAAAGCGCCCAUGCCGGCAUGUUCCUGCACCCAGAGGACGAGAAAGUCGAGCGAAGAGAUGAGGACUGA
This is a messenger RNA of Cyphellophora europaea CBS 101466, 1320 nucleotides long. RefSeq lists its product as uncharacterized. The transcript has a single exon. The record is from RefSeq and is a predicted model, not a curated record. Bases 1 to 1320 code for a protein of 439 amino acids. NCBI's taxonomy places the organism in Eukaryota, Fungi, Ascomycota, Eurotiomycetes, Chaetothyriales, Cyphellophoraceae.